GAGGCAUAUGGAGGAUGGUCUAAUCGCAGGCUCCUCGAUGGCAGUUGAUUACUUGACCUAAUCCUUCCAACGAGCGCUCCUCUAAUUGGGCAAUGACGAUGAAAUCCAUCACCGAAGGAGAACUUAAUCCGCUUCAGGAAUGCUUCCGAGGGUGCUUUAGAUAUCGCAAUGCUUCUCUUGCUUUGGCGCCGGAGCAGCUUGGAUGGCCCGUUAUUCUACGGGAAACCGCUCUCUCUGUGCGUCGCUGGUGUAGAGAUAGCGGGUGGAUCUGCUUGGUGAUGGAGAUAAGAGGCUGUUUUGCAGAAGGUUUUGAGCAGGAUUAUUCUCCAACCUUGCCGAACAGUUUUUUCCGUUAAAUCAUACGAUCCCUGCUAUUUUCAUCGAAUGUCUAUGGAGCAGCUUGGAUGGCCUUUUGAAUCUUUGGGCAACCGUUGCAUUCCAUGGUUCCGUGGUAUAGAAAUGUUGGGUGGUUCUGCUUGCACAUUGAACAAAGGAUGAAUUAAAUCUUGUUGGAAGAUGGAUUUAUGCGAUUUAGAAAAGCUGAGGCCUGUGAAAGCAGCUGGGAAGCAGGGGAGGAAUGGCGAGGGUUACCUUUCUCAAUGGUUUCGGGUGGGAGCAAAGUGGAAAGAGAAAAAUGGGAGUUUCAUAGAUGGAAUGGCUUGGAUGGCCCAUUUGUUUGCAGGCGACCUCUGCAUAUAUGUCAUGGUGACUGAAAAAUGGUCGUAUCAUCUACCAGAUGGGAUGGAACAAAGAUUUGGAUUCUUCUCAUGCAAUGGCAUUGGAGCAGCAGCUUGGAUGGUCCAUGCCUAUGAGGAUAAUUGUUGCUUCCAUGAUGUUUUAAAUGAAUAUUUGUCUUUGAGCCAAUUCUAUGGAUUUGGAGGACAAUUCUCCCAUAUUGAGUUUAAAGGAAGAAGAGUUCCUAUACUGGUGCAGGAGCAAGGCAUUGGGAGAGGAGAUCAGCCUAUUAUACUUGCAGCUAAUUUGAUUCACAAUUUUGGGGAGCCUUUCUUCUUGGUUAUCCAUGACGGCGAGACGCUGGCUGAGAUAAAUUUUGCAUUCAGAAGAAAUUGCAGGUUCGUAAAGGGGAUUCUCAAAGGAGCCGGUGAAAUGUUCUGCUUGAUUUCAGGUUAUCGGAAGAAUUUUUUGCGGCGGAUCCUCCGUUUCCGAACCUCCCCCAUCAUCAUUAGAUCGUCAAUCAUAAAGAUCGAAGGAUUAAUUCAAAGUCAUUGUUUAAAUUUAAUUCAUUAUUUUAUUUUAUUUUUUUAGAUUUAUAUAAAGCAUACAAUGUGCAUUAAUUGUAAAUUUUAUUGAAAUGUUCAAUACAAUUGUUUUGAUCUUAAUCUACUAGAACUAUAUGAAAGUAUGGCACUAAAUAGGACUCAAUUGAGAAAAAGGAUUCAUGGAACCG
Phalaenopsis equestris is the source of this 1408-nucleotide messenger RNA. RefSeq lists its product as uncharacterized. The coding region runs from base 517 to 1266 and encodes 249 amino acids. Lineage: Eukaryota; Viridiplantae; Streptophyta; Magnoliopsida; Asparagales; Orchidaceae. The record is from RefSeq and is a predicted model, not a curated record. The transcript has 9 exons.